CAACUCUGCAGUAGCCUCUGCCACACCUGCCACGCCAGGAGGCAGAGAGCCGCCCUCACAGGACUCUUCUAAGAACGGGGAGGCCUCUACCCACUGCAGCCCGCGCAGAUCCCAUCCACCAUGACCGCCAUCCGACUACGAGAAUUUAUAGAGCGCCGCCCAGUGAUCCCACCCAGUUUAUUUGUUGCACGCCAAGGAAAGGACGUACGAGGGUACUACCCGGGGCAGCUGGCAAGACUCCACUUGGAUUACAGAGCAAAGCAAGCUCCCAGACCACUCAUAGACUUGACAAUUCCAUCCAAGAGAAAAAGUCAGUAUCAGCCUCAACUAGACCAACAAACACUCUUUCGAUAUAUUUGUUUUCGAAGACAUGCAAAGCCUGCCGAACCGUGGUACAAAGAAACCACUUACCAAAGAGACUAUGGUCUGCCAUUUUACGAGAUUGGUUGGGACCAGAAAUUAGCCACCGUUUCAUCGAAUCCUAGACCUAAUUCGCUGCCGGAGCUCUACUGUUGUGAACAGGGAAGUGGCUUAAGACGUGCUUUUAAACUAAAAUAACCAUGGCAUUCAAACAAAAUGACAUUUGGCAUUCUUAGGCGACUCAUUUAGACUAAGUUAAUGGAAGCAGAACUACUUUUAAUCUAAGUGUGUAUAGAGGUGGCUAUAAUCCUAAAAUAUUUACAUGUUGCACAUUCUUUUCAGAUUAAGUUUGUCAGCCUAGAACAGGAAAUAAAUAUCCAGCCUUAAGAGAACCUGUCAUAUGGUCUUAGCCCCACUACCAGUCUUGUUGUUGAUGCUGGCAAAUCAUCUUAUAUUUAGUCCAGUGGUUCUAUGUGGGGUCACAUAAGAAUAUAAUUGCACCGGCUUAAUAACUGCAUCACUGUUGGGGGGAGAAAAAAAGAACCUUCAGGACAGAGUCAAGGAGGAAGAUGGUUGAUACCACAGACCCUUGAAGGAGUUCUGGAUGCAGAAACUCAGGAAAGGAGAAAUAAAGGCAUGAUCGAAAUUAUGGCCAACAAUUUGGGUUCAUCUGGACACUUAUAGAUGAUUUCGUAGGCAUGUUGGCAGGCACAAUGUUGAGAAACCAAUCCAAUAGAUUUAGAAAUAAUAGUAAGAUAAAAAAGAAAAGAUAUAUUUUUCAGAGGUAAUGUCUGAAAUUAAAGAAAAAUAUCCACCAAAUAUCACAACAGAUCUUUUAAUGACUAAUUACUUUUAACAUUAAGAUUGUUGUUUUGGGGGACAUCUUUUCUCUUUGAACAUUUAACUAAAUGCCCAAUGUAUUAAAUAAUUUACAGAAAGAAAUAAGUUCUGUGUUCUGUACAAAUUAAAGGACCCGUGAAUAUAACCCCCUUCUCUCCCGCCCCAGCCAAAGCUCAAUUUUGCAAUGGUCUCAGCAGAAAAUAAACAGUUCACAAUUUAAACAAAAUUUAUAGCAUUACAAAAGUUUACAGAACCCCUAUCUUUUCAUCAUUUUUCUAACAACAACGAAUACAAUGACAGAAUUGAAUGAUCAGAAUGUAAAAAUAUAUGUGCAAAACUGCAUUAAUUGUUCUUAUCAGCUAUUAUAAUAGGGGCAAAACCUAAGAACACACAAUGACAAUAAUGAAGAAAAACUACAUUAAAAGUAAUUCUAUGUUAGAUCUGAAACAACAAUGGAUUAUCCUAUUACUAAACAUU
Microcebus murinus (gray mouse lemur) is the source of this 1677-nucleotide messenger RNA. RefSeq names its product sperm microtubule inner protein 3 (gene SPMIP3). NCBI's taxonomy places the organism in Eukaryota, Metazoa, Chordata, Mammalia, Primates, Cheirogaleidae. The record is from RefSeq and is a predicted model, not a curated record.